AUAUAUAAUCGGAGAGAGCGACGGGCGACGAAACCCCUUUCCCGGAAACCACCGAAUCACUCUCUUCUUCGAUUUGUUUAUUUAUUCCGUUUCUUCCGAUCCGAUUGAAAAUGGAGGAUAAGCCAGGGUAUGGAUUCCGUCCGUACGACGAGGAGCUCGUCGGCUACUAUCUCCGUAACAAAAUUCAGGGAAACACUAGGCUCGUUGAAGGAUCCAUUAGCGAGGUCAACAUCUGUAGCUUCGACCCUUGGAUAUUGUGCUUGAAGUCGAAGAUCAAAUCGAGAGAUCCUAUUUGGUAUUUCUUCUCCCGAAGGGAAAACAAGUAUGCGAGUGGGAAUCGACAGAGCCGGACUACGCGUUCUGGGUCCUGGAAGCUUACCGGAGAGUCUGUGGAUGUCAAAGAUCAGUGGGGGAUUUGGUCUGGAAUCAAAGGUAAGAUUAUUGGUCAGAAAAGGUUUUUGGUGUUCCUCAGGGGAAAAACCUCCCAGAAAACCAAAUCCGAUUGGGCUAUGCAAGAGCUUCACUACACACUCUUGCCAGAAGAUCAGCUCGCACAUAUGUUUUUUGCUGAUGAUCCUUAUCUGUAUGUACAGAGAACCUAUGUCAUAUGCAGACUGGAAUAUAAGGGUCACAUCAUGAACAUUCCAUCUGCUAACGCAACAGAUCCCACUCUCCCUUUUGUCCCCAAUAUGACUAAUAGUGCAGGUUCUGUGGUCAACCUAUCACUUCAAGCACAUUCAGGAUCUUUCAACACUUUCUCUGAGUAUGAUUCAGCAAAUCAGGGGCAGCAGUUUAGUGGGAACUUUAACAUGCAGCAAUCAUUUCAAGGAAAUUCAGGAUCUUCAAACCAUUUCUCUGAGUAUGAUUUAGCAAAUCAGGGCCACUGGUUUAGUGGCGAUCUCAACCUACAACAACAAGUUCCUUACUCGGCCCCAUAUGAAGAUGAUAUAUGGAGGCAACUGGUUGAAGAUAAUUGUGACUCUUUGAUUGAUGAAAGGACAUAUACGCAAAAGAAUUGCAGUGAUUACCGGCCAAAAAAUCCUGUGACUGGUGUUUUCGCUGAUGAUAGCAGCAGUGAUAUUGACACUGACUCAACAGUUUGCAGGGACACGUGGAGCUCGACUGACAGUGUAGGUAGUUCAGAUGGACCGUACCUUACUCCUAUAGAUGAUAUUCCAUUAUUGAGUACUAUUGAGCCUUUGCACAAUAAUGAGGCACAAGAGAAACCAAAGCAGCUGACAUUGCAAUCACAGGGCAAAGAAAAGGUGAUAGCUACGCAGAAAAGCGAGUGCGAGUGGAUAGUGGCUAAAGACUCAGUCAAGAAAGUUCCAUCCACCACUGCGGUGAAGCAGAGCUGGAUUGUUUUAGAGGAAGUGAGUCAGAGGAAUUCACAGUGGAGCCAUCUCAAGAACAUGAUCAUUGGCUUCUUAUUGUUCAUCUCCAUCAUUAGUUGGAUCAUCUUGGUUGCAUAAGAGGUCGAAUCCGAUUCUUGCUCACAAAUUUUCUUCCCUUCUUGUUGUUUUUUUUUUUUUUUUUUUUACGUUUUGUUUGUUUGGUUUCUUUGCUGUGUUUUCUCGCUUGGAAAAGUCUGAAGUUGUGCGAUUAAUGUACGUAAAGAAAGAAAGAAAGAAAAAAAUGUAUGGA
Eutrema salsugineum is the source of this 1644-nucleotide messenger RNA. Its product is annotated as NAC domain-containing protein 1. Bases 111 to 1472 code for a protein of 453 amino acids. Gene Ontology annotation, biological process: regulation of DNA-templated transcription. Lineage: Eukaryota; Viridiplantae; Streptophyta; Magnoliopsida; Brassicales; Brassicaceae. Gene Ontology annotation, molecular function: DNA binding. The record is from RefSeq and is a predicted model, not a curated record. The transcript has 6 exons.